Meriones unguiculatus (Mongolian gerbil) is the source of this 6290-nucleotide messenger RNA. It is a transcript of the gene Lax1, whose product is annotated as lymphocyte transmembrane adaptor 1. Gene Ontology annotation, cellular component: plasma membrane. Lineage: Eukaryota; Metazoa; Chordata; Mammalia; Rodentia; Muridae. Gene Ontology annotation, biological process: intracellular signal transduction; negative regulation of T cell activation; immune response. The transcript is spliced from 6 exons. The record is from RefSeq and is a predicted model, not a curated record. Bases 362 to 1579 code for a protein of 405 amino acids.
GCUGUUUUCACACUGCUCUGAAGGUUGGAGGAAGAAGAGAUCCUCAGGGGGCCUCUUGGCAGUUUUUUCCCCUGAGCCCCUCAUGUUUCCAUCAACGGACAGAAACUAGAGAGUCAACCCAGCCACUUCAUCCUGGGAACAUCAACACCUGAGAGAGAAAGUGCUCAUCUCCGGCAGUGGGCCGUGUGCACCCCCGCCCCCUCCCCCAGUAAACCAAAGCUGAUGCUUUUGAUCGGUGUGCGAACUCAGCCUGGAAUUUCAAGUGAAGCAACUUAGAAAGAGCCAGGAAAGUUAGCAGCCGUACUGCCUAGUCACGACCCCGAGAAGGCUUAGAAACUGCAGAGCCCUCAGAGGCCCAGCGAUGUCCAACACCCUGGCCCCUCCGGAGAUCACAAGAAGGAACUCCGAGCCCAGCACUGUGCAGGCGACUCUUGGCAGCCUGGAAGGAGAGAAAGGCCAGAUCAUCUUUCCUGGCUUUGUGGUGCUCCUGGCCAUCUUCCUGAUCAUCGUGGCUUCCUGCGUCCUGUGGAACUGGAACAAACAGAAGAAGCGGCGAGUUCCUUACUUCCAUGUAGCUCCAUCGCUGACUCUGCCUCCACCCAGACAGCGAGCCAAAAAUAUUUAUGACUUCUUGCCUCAGCAACAGGCAGAGCUGGGGAGACAUCAGUCAAGUGGUUUCAGUACUGAGAGCCUCCUCUCCAGAGAUUCAGACAGCCCUGAGCAUGAGGCCCCUCAAGCAGAUGGUUCCUGCCAGAUGCAUAGAGCUUAUGUUCAUGCUGCGGAGUACACAGUAGGCAUCUAUGACAAUGGCACAGUGCCCCAGAUGCGUGGGCACCUCACCCCCUCAGCCUAUUACAUUGGUGUCAGAGCGUCCAGAAAGAAUUCCAGCAUUUCUUCUAAGGAGUCAAAUGAUUAUGUCAAUAUCCCUACAGCAGAGACCAGUGAGGCUCCAAGUUCCACCAAAAGUUCUCCUGAACAUCACCCUGGUCUUCCAUGUGCCCAAAAGCUGGAGUUUGCAGAAGGAGGGCCUGUAGGCUGUGGGGAUGCCAUGGACCACACUGGUUUGUGGGCUCCCGGAACUAAGUGCAGUAAUUCACUCAGUGAUGGAGAAGAUUCAUCUCAGACUUCAAAUGACUAUGUCAAUAUGACAGGUUUGGAUCUUGAGGACGUUCAGGAGAACAAGCCCAGGGUGACUUUUCAGUGCUGCAGAGAUUAUGAAAAUGUCCCGUCGGCAGAUACCAAUGAAAGGCAGCUGGAGACUCAGGAAGAAGUGACAUCUUCCAAUACAGACCACAGAGAGCCUGUCUGGAGGACCCUGUCCUCAGUGUAUUAUAUGGCAUUUCAGCCAUCCACACAGAGUGAAAACACUGAGGGGGCGCCUGAAGAACAGUCAAAAGAAGACUUUGAUGACUAUGAGAAUGUGCUAGUUGCAGAGUUAGAAGGCAGGGACCAGGAACAGGGGCCUGCUACUUGCCGUCCUUCUGAGGAGGAAAAAGCAAAUGACCUAGAUGGAAAGCUGUGUGAGGUGGUCUACCCUGCUUGGUCUUUAGCCACUGAAAUAGCUAGUGAAGAUGCCUGAGUGCCCUAGUGCCCAAUUGGAUCCACUUGGCUGGGCUAAGGAGGCUAAGAAGAGCAGGGCACCAGCAGGCUGCACUAAAGCAAAAGUCUAGGAAGCCCAGAGAAGAAUUCUUCUCACUCGAGGUCACUGUUAGCUCUCAGAUCAACUGAAGAAAGUUUAGUGAUACUAUCUUAUUGGGAUGUUAGAAAAUAGAAAGGUGCAUAGCACUUAGAACUGAGCAGAAGUGUGACAUGGUCGAAGAUAAUCACCUUCACAAAUACCAGCAGGCUGCAAAGCAGGAGUGCAGAUUGUUUUGUGACCCAUGCAGGCCAAAAGGAGGAACAAGCUGGGGGUAGCGCAGGUGACUUCAAGCUUAAGAAGAGCUGGUGUGAUUACAAAUUGGACACCUGUCAUACGAGCUGUCCAUUUCAUCCUUAAGAAUUGAAACUACUUUUAAUGUAUAUUGGAGUUGCACAAAUAAGUUAAUCUGUUGUAGAUAAGGAGGGCCGGAUUCCCUUUAAACUGCUUUUAUUUUAUUAACCUGACUUAAAUAUGGCCAUUUUCAUAUAAGCAUAUAAUGUACUCAAAGAUAUCCACUCUUUCCCUUUUCUCAUCCCUUCUCCUUCCUAUGAGACCACUGUAUUCUCCUAGUCAAUCUCACUUCUACUUCCCUGCCAUCUGUAUACAUAUCAUUUUUUUUUAUCUAUAUAAUAUACAGGACCCACUAAUGCUAGGAAAUGUGAUAUUUGUUUUCUUGAUCAGUGUGGUACUGACUGUGGUCAGAUAAAAUCUCAGUGUGGUUUUAAUUUGUAUUUCUCUGAUGACUAUUCAUCGUAAAUACUUUCUUCAUGUGUUUAUUGGCCAUCUGUACUACUUCAUCUUUUGAGAACUAUUUAUUCCUCUCAUUAGCUUUAUGAAUGAAUGAAGUGUCCACUAGGAUGACUCAGAACCUAAGCAAUGCCACACAAAGAACCCUUGAGCACACUGAACACACAGAUCCUGGUCCCCAAGCACUGCUCUCCAGGAGAAGGAACAAGAAAUUGCUGGAGAAGUGGCUGUUUCUAAUGCUGCUUGUGCAUCUUGUAAAAGGAAGAAGGGUAGAAGGUAGAAAGGAAGUAAGAAAGAGAGAGGCAGGGAGAAAAAGAGAAUGUCCAAAGGAGCCAGUGCAAAGAGUUUCCAAUUCUAAAACCUGGAACAAUCUGGGCAAUGAAAAAUAAAUAAUUGCUGAUUAGUAGUUCACAGAACAAUAAAUCACUAAAUAAAUUCCCAUAAGUUUGUGCCAAGGGUGAAUAAGUAAGUCCACUAUGAAGAAAGAAUGCGUCUAAGCUACAGAUAAAUUCCAAAUACUGUGUGCAGAAAGGAUGAGGCAAAUAGACAAAUGGCUACUAAGCACCCAAAAACAAUGCUGUGAGCAAGCCCUCUGACAAGUCUAAGAUUGGUGAGUGACACUCAGAGGCAAGACCACAGAACCUUAGAGAAUCUUCCCUAAAUAUUUCUUCAGUAGUGUGGUGGCUUUAACACAUGUCCACUAUAAAAAUAACUUUUUCAGGCAGUUUGCUAUACCACCCCUUUGCUCCUAAGUAUCUAUUUGGGUUUUAUACCCCACUUCUGACUGUUUAGUUCCUGAAUAAAAGACACAGAGACCUUUUAGAUUUAUAAUAAGCCUUAAAUCACUAGAUCUGGGCAGAUAUCAAUCUUCUAAGCUAUUUUGCUGUUUCCCAGCUACACACUCCAAGUUACUUGCCAUAAAUGUGCCUGCCUGGGCUGCUUCUGUUCCAUCAGGCCAGCCUUUAUGGUCAUGUGCUCAUGGUCCAUUCUUCCCUGUGGCAACUUCCUUCUCCCCAGCUUCUCUUGCUUUCCUCUCUGCCUCCUCGUGGUCCCCAUCUGACUCUAAGCCUAGGAACUUAUGUUCUGCCAGCUAUAAGCUAUCUAGACUUUAUUAACGAACUAACUUUAAAUUAGGUAGAGCAUAGUUUAUGUAACAAAGACCAGUGUAUGUGAGGAUGUACUGGUCUCAACUGCAACUAGAUCUUGGGGGCCAGUAUUUUGCAUUUAAAUACAUAGCACCAGACCAAACCCCAACACCCUACAAACUUUUCCAUAAUUCUACCGUAGAUUAAGCUUUAUCCCCCUUUAAUACAGGCUGCAUAUAAUGACUCAUUUCUAAUGCUGAGAAUACGAAAAGCAGAAAAAUACUAAGUUUAAGUGGAAAAAAUGAUAGCUACCACCUUCAUCAAAUGAUCAGUCAACCCAACAGCAAUAAGUCACAAUGAUGUCAUGUGUGCAAAAGGACACCAUCAAAAAUUUCAUAAUUCUAGCCUUAUCUGAAAUCCAGACAGAGGCUGGAGAGAUGGCUCACUGAUCGGAGCACACACUAUUUUUGCAGGGACCCGAGUUUGACUCCCAGCAUCCAUGUCAAAUGCUCACAAUUGCCUUCAGAUCUAGGGAGAUCUGAAGCCUUUGGCCUGCUUGCCUGCUCAGUCACAUACCUACACACAGACCCACACAUUACCACAUAAUUAAAAACAACAAAUUAAAUCUUUCUUUAACUUUUAUUAAUUACACUUUAUUCACUUUGUAUCCCCCCAUAAGCCCCUCCCUCCUCCCCUCCCUAUCCCACCUUCCUCCCCAUUCUUCACGAAUGCCCCUCCCCAUGUCCACUGAUAGGGGAGGACCCCCUCUACUUCCUUCUGAUCUUAGUCUAUCACAUCUCAUCAGGACUGGCUGCAUUGUCAUCUUCUGUGGCCUGGUAAGGCUGCUCCCCCCUCAGGGGGAGGUGAUCAAAGAGCAGGCCAAUCAAAGAGAAAAAAAAAAAAACAAACAAAACUGGGUGUCUUUGCACAGAUGUGGUACCAAAAAGGAUUGAGAAAGCAUCACAGAUUGAUGGAAACUAAGGAUCAAAUGUGACAUGGUACCUCCGAUUGGGUUCUACAAGAGAAAGUCAGAUUGCAAAUGCCCAUAUUUUAGUUAGAUAUAUUGUGUUUGUGUUCGAGUUUUCAGCUUUAUGGCUAUAAAAUGAUGAUUGUAUAAGUUAUCAAUACUAGAGGAAGAGAGAUAUAAGAUGUAUGAGAAUGCCCCAAACUAUUUUUGUAAUUCUUCUGUGAAGUCUAAAAUUAUUUCAAAAUAAAAAUAAAUUUAGCUGGGCAUGGUGGCACAUGCCUUUAAUCCCAGCACUUGGGAAGCAGAAGCAGGCGAGUCUCUGUGAGUUUGAGGCCAGCCUGGUCUACAUAGUGAAUUCCAUGAUAGCCAGAGCUACAUAGUAAGCUAAUAUCUCAAAAAACCCAAAUAGAUAAAUAGAUGGAUAGAUAGAUAAAUUUAAAGCCUGGAUUUGAUAGUAAGGGUUUUCUAAAGGAAUAGAACCAACAGAAUAAAUAUGGAUUGCAAAGGAGACUUGUUUGAUUGGCUUACACAAUAGGGGCUGGGUAGUAUAACAGUUGCUAUCUGCACUCUGGAAAGACUGAGAACCUGCCACUCAGCCCAGUGUCUGGAAAUGGUGCCAAGAACAAGACAUGGCCAUUGCACACUAAACUCACAAUGACUAUGGCAUAAUGUUAUUUUGCACCAUGUAAAGAUUCAAAUAUUAAUAUCUAUGCCCUCAUAUUUGGUUAUAAUUCUUGUUUUGAGAAUCUCCUGUCUCAGUGUUGUAUAAACAUUGUUUCCCAAUUGUUCUCUAAUAUGUCAAUAAAGAAGUUUAACAGCCAAUGACUGGGCAGGGGAGAGAAUAGGGGUGAACUUUCUGCCAGCCAGGGGAAGAGGAGAGAGAAAGAGAAAUUGGGGAUUCAGCCAUGAGGAGAGGUCCAGGUGACAUGAAGAGAGCAGCUGGAGCUUAGAAAGAAAUAAAAUGCAAGUAUCUUGGGGAUUUACACUGGGAGAAAGCCAGACUGGUUUAGAGAGUUAAAAUAGAUUAAUACUGCUCAGUUCUUGUGCCAUAAAGCUUGUUAAAUAUAAUAGUUCAGUCUCAAUUAUUUGGGUGCCAGCCAAGUUAAGAUAAAACUGCAAUACAAUUUAAAAAACAAAACAAAACAAAAAAACACUAACACUAACACUAUGGUUACUUAAACACAGUCAAGCCAACAACAUAAAGCCAACAUUCCAGCAAGCAGCACUAAUUGAACUCAGUGGAUUCCCCCCAAAAAAAAUAUUUUAAGAGAGAGAUAAAAAAAAAAAAAAUGAAGAUAGAAGGGAGAUAUGUCACCAUGUAUAUGCUGAGAAUUGAAGCAGGUUCUUUGGGAUUUUUUUUUUUUUUUGAGACAGGAUCUGUUGUUAUAAAGAAUGAAAAUCCCAAAUGUUCCAUUUUACCAAAGACCCAGGAGUCAGAUGCUGGGGUGAAAACUUGCUACCUCAGAGAGGCAGAGAAAGCACCAUGCUGACCUUUCUACAGCACACAUCCCAGAAGGAAAAGGUUCUUUUUCCUUCUCCACUCUUCACGCUAUUUUAAAUACCCUUCAAUUCAAUGUCCCCUCCUUACUACUUCCUGUGUGUCUCUCUGUCCUCCACACUACCUAUUACUCUCUAUGGGAUUUUUUCCCCUGAUGUUCAUUUCCUCUCAACUGGUUACUUGCUCUACCUCUUGGUUUAGGAUUAACUCUAUUUAAUCCUGUUUACAGAAAGCUCUUAAAUUAAAGGUGUGUGCUAGGCUAAGACAUACCACAAGUACUUGUUUACAGUAACAGCUCUAAGAUCAAAGACUGAGCCAUUCCACAAUUAGAAACAGGUUUUUACAGUUCACAAU